Molecule: messenger RNA, 780 nt
Organism: Suhomyces tanzawaensis NRRL Y-17324
Lineage: Eukaryota; Fungi; Ascomycota; Pichiomycetes; Serinales; Debaryomycetaceae
Gene: NAT5
Product: peptide alpha-N-acetyltransferase subunit
Exons: 1
Coding region: 181-699 (172 amino acids)
Biological process (GO): mitotic sister chromatid cohesion
Cellular component (GO): NatA complex
Molecular function (GO): acyltransferase activity, transferring groups other than amino-acyl groups
Source: RefSeq, a predicted model, not a curated record
CUCUACCUGAAUUGCUGCACUCAGACGCUCUUCCUGGUUGGCCCCAUCCAACCUAACCUCGAAGGCCCAACAUUCCAGCUUUGCUUGCACAAGUCAGUGUAGGUUAUGAACAUCACGUGAUGCCAUAUUUCUCGAACUUUUCAAUUCAUCCAAGUUGAUUCCAACCGUAAUCACUUCAAAAUGGGCAGAGACAUCAUUUCCUUGGACGAUAUCACUCCAAACAACAUCGGGGUGCUUCAAAAAAUCAACGAGGUCAGCUUACCAACCACAUAUUCCGAACAAUGGUACAAGGACUCCCUCGCAUCAGACCAAAUAGUCAAGCUUAGUUUCUACUCGGAAUUACCAGUUGGAGGAAUUAAAGCAAAGUCUUUCAACAGUUCAAGCACAACCAACACCUACGAAACCACCCAGCAGUUACAGAUCAAAGAUCAGAUUCCCAACGCAGUCUAUAUAGAGAGUUUGGCUGUUUUGGAAGCAUACAGAGGAUUGGGUAUCGGAUCCAAACUCUUGGAAUAUGCCAUUGAAGAGACCAAAAAAAGGUUUGUUCACGAAAUCAUUCUUCAUGCCCAUGUUGAAAACCAAGAAGUCAUAAGCUGGUACGAAAAACGGGGAUUUAUGAAGGGCUCCAUAGUUCCUGAAUACUACAAGGCCCAAGGAUUAAAAAACCCGGAUGCUGUGGUUUUGACCUUGAAGGUAUAGACUACAUAGAUAAUUCACUCAAGUGCAUUUUAUUUGCAUUUAUGUACUCUAAUUCUCACCCUCGUCUUCAGUAUCUGUAUU